This is a messenger RNA of Schizophyllum commune H4-8, 3715 nucleotides long. RefSeq lists its product as uncharacterized. The transcript is spliced from 14 exons. The record is from RefSeq and is a predicted model, not a curated record. Lineage: Eukaryota; Fungi; Basidiomycota; Agaricomycetes; Agaricales; Schizophyllaceae. Gene Ontology annotation, molecular function: ATP binding; ATP-dependent chromatin remodeler activity. The coding region runs from base 22 to 3687 and encodes 1221 amino acids.
AAGCGCCCGACGCGACGCGCAAUGACUUGCUCAUCCUGCUGCUCCUCGUGCGCCCAGAAUGUACCCAAGACUAUCCCCAUAUCUACUCUAGACCAUGACCGCUUCAAUCUCGCGCAAUUCUUGCCAGCUGGAAUCAUCACGAUCACUGCACGCCCUGAAGCGCUGGCCGCUUUCUGCGAACACGCACACGCCGACGAUAGCUGGCAUCCCUUCCCCUUCUCGGAUCUGAGUAAGGUGCUCAGCCUUGCGAUGACGCCUCGUGACGAUGAGCUUCUACGCGGUCUACAUCACUUGGUUUACCACCUCUUCCUGUCGAUCACCUACCGCGUUGUUGGGUCAACAGUGUACUUCAGGACAUACCUGGUGCCAUGGGAUUUACCGAAGAUGGAAGGGCGCUUGAGGAACAGACAUCCUGACAUAGUAAAUGCGGCGAGGAAGCAGCUGUGCAAUGUUCUGCUCAGGAUAGAUCGGGACCCACGAAGUUGGGAUGGGGGCAUGGUGACGGAAGUGCCUACAACAUUCGUGCGUGAUAUACGUACACUAUCAGAAAUAUACAGCGACUUGCCCUCCCCACUCCCGUCUACCGAUCGCUCUGGCGUCGACAGCUGGUUACUAUCUGAGAACUACACAUCAUCUAGCCUAAACCUUCGAAGUGACCUUUACAAGUAUCAACGAGAAACUGUUGCUGCGAUGAUACAGCGCGAGGGCACACCCGCAUUCAUCUCCGAUCCACUCUACACGUCCUUCGCCAGCGUCGAUGGAGCAUCACAACUAUGGCACCAGCCUGGGACCUUCGAAUUCUUGCGCGACAGGCCCAUAACAGAAUCGACGCGUGGGGGCAUACUUUGCGAGGAACUUGGUACCGGAAAGACUGUCAUGAUCAUAUCCCUCAUUCUCGCCACCCUCCACGAACUUCCUGAUCCGGAGCCCACUGUCAUGGACACGCGUCCCGUACUUACGCCCCUCUCACUGCGCCAUUUUCCCGAUGCCGACAAUAUCCUUGCCCGGAAGCGCUCUACCGGCAACAAGAAAGCCAAAGUAGCACACAGUGUGCCCUCCCUCGUCGAGCUCCUGCUGCACAAGGCUCGCACCCAUCCCGCCGCCCUCGGCACGGACGACCUCUCAUGCCCUGCCGGCAUGUCGGAGAAGCGCGCAACCUUGCUCGAGCAGAUGCAGAGCUUGCAGCUCGACAAGGUCCUUCGUGCAAAUACGCCAUUCUAUCAUGCCUAUCGAGACAGCGACAUCGCCGCUGAACGACCGCAACGGUUCAAAGCCGAUGAGGGACCGCGACGAAUGUACCUCUCGCCAGCUACGCUCAUCGUCGUGCCGCCGAUGCUGUUGCAGCAAUGGACGCAAGAGAUCGUGAAACACUGCGAAGAGCAACCAAGAGUUCUUACGCUGGCGGGGCGCGAUGAGAUUCCGAACGUUAUCGCGCUGGCCAACGACUACGACAUCAUCCUCAUGACAUACCCUCGUUUCUCAGACGAGGCGAACCGCACGGAUGUUGAGCGACUGCAUGUUUGGGAUGUCUGCUUGUGCGCGGAGCUGUCGAGGACGCGGGUGCCGAACUGUCGCUGCCAGGUAGCGAGGGUCUCGCCUCUACUUCAGAUACGAUGGAAGCGCCUUGUUAUUGACGAGGGUCACGUCUCUGCCUCACUCGACUCCAACCUCGUUCCCUUAACCAAGUUGCUGAGCGUCGAGAGGAAAUGGGUGGUCACCGGCACACCAACCACCAACCUCCUCGGACUCAGCUUCGGCGACCACACCGCCUCCGAGGCAGAGGACGCAGCUGCUCCUGAAGACGACUCGGAGCCUGAACACGAUCUGGAUUCCACGGACACCUCACCCCCCGCCGCCCCGCGCAUCUGGACGCGCUACGACGCCAAAGACCUGUGCAAGCUCGGGAACAUGCUUGCCCACUUUGUCGGCGUCCCCCGGCUCGCGCGCGCCUCGGGGCUCUUCGCCUCGCACGUCAAGGCACCGCUGCUCGACAAGCGCGGGCCGCGGCCUGGUGCGAUCCAGGUGCUCACGCAGGUCAUGGCAAGCUGCAUGCUGCGGCAUCGGAUCGAGGAUGUGGAGAAGGACGUGGUGCUGCCCAAGGUGGCGAGGGAGCAUGUGUUGCUGGAUAUGGACCCGUAUGCGAUUAAGUCGUAUAAUGCACUGCAGGGGGUUAUUACAGUGAACGCGGUGCAGUCUCAGCGGGAAGAUAUGGACUACAUGUUCCACCCCAGGAACACGGAGUAUCUGCAAGCUACCGUACGCAAUAUGUCGCAGUUGAUGUUCUGGAAGGUCGACGACAGGUUCUACAACGCGGAAGAGCUGGAGAAGACGGAGGAAGCGAGUAUAGCAAAGGCCAUAGAACGAGGCUCUCCAGAGGACGACAUACGAGCUCUCAAUGAGGCAUACGAACGUAUCGUACGUGUAGCCAGCCAAGACCAACUCUGGAGGGACAUGCAGACGAGAGAAGAUGUCGUCUUCCGCGUUGAAGGCAUGCCACGCCGCGUCCUCAAUGCGUGGACAGUCACAAGAGUGCCUGGGAUCGUACCAGCCACAGACACCAGCGGGUACAUCCACGCCACGCGACUCCUGGCGCUGAAGAACGAGGUGCAGCGGGAUCCAUUCACUGACGUCGACGAGCUCGUGCGCCUCGGACAUGCGUACGACGACGUCGAUGUGAAGCAGCGCAGAUUCAAUGACGCGUACGAGCGGCGUUCGAAGGCGUGGCGAAGGAAGAAUGGAGAGGGGAGCAAGGCGCAGGGACCGCAGCAGCCUGCUCCGCCGAAGGAGGUGCUCGAAGGGAUGCAGACAGAGCUACGGAAAGCGCUCAAGGUGCAGGAGAGCUUGCAACGCAGAACGGUCUCUGGAGCCAGGAAGUUCUUCGGCGAGUCGCCCCUCGCGGGCGUGCGUAUACUCUCUUCGACGUCUUCGAAGCUGAACUACGUCAUGAACGAGGUCUUGCGGUAUUCCGGAGACGAGAAGUUUCUAAUCUUCUCCGAGUCGCCGCUGACGCUGGCGUACAUCGAAGAAGCUCUGCAACUGCUCGAGGUCAGAUACAUGCGGUUCACGACGGAGGCGAAGCCAAGGCAGCGAGAACAGAUGGUGAUGACAUUCGAGACCUCCGACGUCUACCGUGUGUUCUUGAUGGAGCUCAAGUACGGUGCCCGAGGACUCAACCUCGUUUCCGCUUCCCGGGUGAUCUUCUGCGAGCCGGUCUGGCAAGCGGACGUAGAGAGUCAAGCUAUCAAGCGAGUCCACCGAAUCGGACAAAAGCGAAGCGAGGUUAACGUGAAGACCCUCAUUAUACGAGGAACAGCCGAGGAGAACAUGCUGUCUCGCCGCCUCGAGCUCGAAGGAAAACACCUCGCUAAGAUGCCGAAAGUGCUAGACGAGGCUGGGAUUCGACACUACAUCGCUCAUCCCUCAUUCAUUACCGAGUCCCCUACCCUCACCAGUCCCUUGAAUGUCCCGCUCCUCACCGUGCGCCGAGGGCCAGACGAAUCUUCUGGCGAAUCGGAGUCCAGUGCAUUGACUAUUCGACCACCACCGUCUUCCACCGGUGUAUCCUCCCCGAUGAAGAGGGUACGCAUAGCCGACGAACGCGCGGACGAUGCCGUGCUUGUGCACAAGACUGUGAAGUUACCCUCGAGUCCGCCACCGUCGAAGAAGCGAAGGGUCCACUUCGCGUAGAUUCUAGUGCCCAAGGGUAUGUUUCGAG